Plasmodium gallinaceum is the source of this 1473-nucleotide messenger RNA. Its product is annotated as nuclear protein localization protein 4, putative. The record is from RefSeq and is a predicted model, not a curated record. The coding region runs from base 1 to 1473 and encodes 490 amino acids. Gene Ontology annotation, cellular component: nucleus. The transcript has a single exon. NCBI's taxonomy places the organism in Eukaryota, Apicomplexa, Aconoidasida, Haemosporida, Plasmodiidae. Gene Ontology annotation, biological process: ubiquitin-dependent protein catabolic process. Gene Ontology annotation, molecular function: ubiquitin binding; ubiquitin protein ligase binding.
AUGACUGAAAUAAUUGUGAGAUUAAAAUGUGAAAUUGGAUUGUAUCGCUUAGAAAUAGAUAAAAAUAAAAAAUUAAUUGAUUUAAAAAAGAAAAUAGAAGAAAUUUUAAAUGUACCAUCUGAAAAACAGCAAUUAUAUUUAGAUGAAAAACCAAAUGUACUUUUAAAUAAUGAUUUUUCUAUUUUAUCUGAAUGUAGUAUACAUAAUGGAAGUAUGAUCUUGUUAAAAAGUGAAAUAAAGCCAAAUAAAAAAAGUAAUAAUAAUAAAGAUGGAGCAAAUAUAUCAAAUAAAGAAAAAGAUAAUUCUGAUUAUAAUGAAAUAAGAAAAAAAGAAGCACAAAAAGAAGUAGUUAGUAAAGGAAAAGAUAAAGAUGAUAAAUCAGAUAAUAAAAAUGAAUCAAAAUCUAAUUUUAAAUCAUUUGAUUAUUUUUUAAAAUUAAGAGGAUAUAAUACAACAGACUUACCAUUAAAUUUAACUUAUAAAUCAAUUUAUUUAACAAAAGGAAAAUUUAUAAAAAUUCCUUUAAGUAUAACAUUAAAACAUCAGGAGUAUAGACACGUUGAUCAUUUAGAAUUAAUGAAUGUGGAGGAAAUUAAAGAUUUUGUCCACUAUUGGUGUUAUAAUAAUAAUAUGAUUGAACAAAGAGCUGGAUGGAUGUAUGGGUAUUAUAAAGAAGAUUCUCAUUAUAAUUUAGGGAUAAGAGCAGUAUGUGAAUGUAUAUAUGAACCUCCACAAAUCAAUGAAAACAAUCAAGUUAAGUUUUUACCUGAUGAAUUUUUAGAAUCUGUUGAUUUAAUUGCAGAAAGAUUAGGUUUAGAAAGAAUUGGAUGGAUUUUUACUCAUUUACCUAGAAAAGAGUAUUUAACAUCAGAUGAAGUCGUACAUAUAGCUAAGUUGCAAUUAGCUAAUAUGAAAAAAAACAUGCAUUAUACUAAUUAUAGUGUAUCUAAUUUUAUUACUUGUACUAUAUCUCCUGAUCCUUUAUUGAGUAAUGAACCUGUAACAAAUGCAUUUAUGGUUUCCGAUUUAGGAAUGGCAUUAAUAAGAGAUAAUUUUAUUGAAGAAAAUCAAAUGGAUCCAUCUCAUAUACAUCUUAGAAAUCCUAAUAAAAAUGAAUUAUUACCACAAAUUCUAGAAAGUGGUAAAGAAACAAAUAAAUUCGAUACGGAUUGGUUUAUUGUUCGUGUAAAUGAAUCUGCACCUAAAGUAGUCCGAUCUAUUUUUAGAAAUUUUCAUUUUCCAAGGGAGAAUAGAGUUAAUUUACAGACAGCUAAUGAUAUAAAAGAAUAUUUUACUAGUAAGAAAUUAGAUAGAGGAAAUAAUGGUAAUUUUAAAUGUUCUGACUUUCAUUUAAUUUUGUUUGUUUCAAAAGUAUUAGAUAUAGAAACAGCACUUGCAUUAUGUGAUGCAACUUUAGGUAAAAAAGAAAUUGACCCAAUAAUGGAAGAGGUUCUUACUUCUAUCAAAAUUUGA